This is a messenger RNA of Rhodamnia argentea, 1094 nucleotides long. RefSeq names its product cytosolic sulfotransferase 15-like. NCBI's taxonomy places the organism in Eukaryota, Viridiplantae, Streptophyta, Magnoliopsida, Myrtales, Myrtaceae. Gene Ontology annotation, biological process: sulfation. The record is from RefSeq and is a predicted model, not a curated record. Gene Ontology annotation, cellular component: cytoplasm. Gene Ontology annotation, molecular function: sulfotransferase activity. The transcript has a single exon. The coding region runs from base 35 to 1051 and encodes 338 amino acids.
UCAUCUGCUUGUUUCGAUUCUUACUCGAACAUCCAUGGCACACCAGCAACUUUCUUUGCGGUUCGCCGUCGUAAGUAGUGAAGAAGAUGACCGGGAGGAGGCCAUUGAUGAACUAAUUGCUUCACUUCCCAUAAGCAAAAGCCCGAUUCGUCCUGUCCAUAGCCUUUCCCAAAACUUUUGGUGCCCGAUCCUCGUGCUUCCUAACGUGAUCGCGUUCCGGUGGCACUUUGAAGCCAAGGAGAAGGACAUUCUCUUGGUCUCUAAUCCCAAAUCGGGGACCACCCGGCUUAAGGCCCUAGUGUUCUCCAUCGUCAACCGCUCCGGCUUCGACAUCUCCAAUACAUCCUUGCUCACUUCGAGCCCCCAUGACCUCGUUCCUUUCAUCGAGCUCCGGGAGUGUGUAAGCAACCUGAUGCCCGAACUUGACGUCCCCGCAGAGCAGAGGCGGCUCUUUUCAACGCACAUCCCUUACCCAUACUUGCCGGAGAGCGUCCGGCGGUCGGAUCGCCGGAUCAUUUACAUAUGCCGGAACCCAUUGGAUACCGUGGUUUCCUCUUGGCACUUCUUACUCGAGAUGGCACGGUCGGAGGACCAGCCAGGGUGGUCCUUGGAGGAGCAUUUCGAGACCUUUUGCCGAGGGGAAGUCUUGUUCGGGCCCUUUUGGGAUCACAUCACGGGGUACUGGAAAGAGUGCUUGGAGAGGCCACACAAGGUCUUGUUCCUCAAGUAUGAGGACCUGAAGGAGGAUACAAUAGGACAGCUGAAGAAGGUGGCCGAGUUCGUAGGGCUUCCCUUCGCCGAGGAGGAAGAGGAGGGAGGUGUCAUUGAAGAGAUAACCAAAAUGUGUAGCUUGAACACCCUCAAGAACCUAGAGGUCAACAGAUCCGGCAAAUUAUCCCCGGCUAAUACCGUGGUGGAGAAGAGAAGCUUUUUUAGGAAAGGGGAGGUGGGUGAUUGGGUAGACCAUCUCACUCCUUCCAUGGUGGAUCACCUCAAUAGCAUCAUGCAGGAGAAGAUGAGCCCCUUUGGGUUACAGUUCAAAACAUGUUGAGCGUUAAUCACUUUCACUUUCUCCGUGUGCGUGUCAUUAGAAA